AUGUACACUAUUACGGACGGCAUGCCGGAGCAAGGUGGUGUGGUGGGUGGCGAAAUGGGCCAGGUGGACGAUGUCCAGCCGGCCAACGCCCUUGAUUCGUCGCGCGAAGAAUUCUUUAGCUUUGGGGGCGCAAUGACUACCAGCGCCUUCUUGGACUGUAUCGUGCGCGCGGCGAACACCGGCAAUGUCGAGCUCAGCGCCGACUCUCUUCCGACCGACGUCCUGAACCACAUCGAGCGCGGCGGGGACAACGCGGCUUUCAACCCCAAUUACGCCGCCAACGAAGGACCUCCUUCAACGUUCGAUGCAGCCGGCCCACCCCAGGCUUCCCAUACGCAUUGGACAAUUUCGACACCGGCCCUGACGUCGGCUACAUCGAGUCCGGCAUCGUCGCUGAACGCACUGUCUCCCAAUUUGCCACCUGCUACCGGAAAUGUCAGCGCUCAGUUCAACGGGUGGGGGACGACUAGCUGGUAUGGCAACAUGUGGCCGAUGUCCCAACGCUCCGCUGGGGAGUCGAGCAAGACGUCGAGGUCUGUGAUGGUAGAUCGCACACAAGAUGCGCCUCGCGCGCACGCCAAUGGGCGCUACGAGCCCUAUCGCAAGCCUCAGGCUGUCGCCAUCGGCGCAGACCUGAGCGAGCACAACAAUAUAUCAGCCAACGUCGCCUCCGCGGGAGGGGCCCAGUUGGCUAACGCAGGCGGAAUCAUGUCGGCGCGCCACAGUGCAGCACAGAUGGGGAUCGUCCCUGCAGUAUCCCCGUCGCACGCGCAUGGGAGCGCCGUGACGACGCAAGAGCAGCAGGCAGGCGCGAAGGAUCCGUGGUCGAACCCGCCGCUUGAAGCUCUCAUGGCUCCGAUCACUCUCGACUCGCUGAAUGCCAUCCGCUCCGGUCGCGAUACCGACAAACUGGAGUGCAGCUUCAUCCAUAAGGCCGAGGGGAGUGACGUCUUCGCGCCGUGCGGGGCGAGGUUCCUGUGCAAGGCGGUACGCGACCGCCAUGUGCAGAGCAUCCACCUGAAGACUGUGGGCGGCGUGUGCGUGCUGUGCAACGGCCCCAGAGUCUACUCGCGCGACGACUCGCGUCUGCGCCACAUGACGGGUGCCGCUUGUCCGGUGACGAAGGGAUGGUUCGAGAGAUUUGGCUGGGAGUAUGUGAUGUCGCAGUUGCAGAUGAUGAGGUAUGCUCCUAAGGAGGCGAAUGUCAGGGAGACCGCGGCCAAGCUCAGAGCCAGGAAGAUUAAGGGCAAAUCGACUUAG
This is a messenger RNA of Peniophora sp. CBMAI 1063, 1260 nucleotides long. Lineage: Eukaryota; Fungi; Basidiomycota; Agaricomycetes; Russulales; Peniophoraceae. The record is from the annotation of a GenBank genome assembly.